GCCCGAGAAACCGAGCCCGGGCUGAUGCUGGGUCUCGCCGCGCGGCUCCAGCUGGGGCGUGGUGGUCCCGACGGUCGUCCGAAUUGCAGAGAGUCGCCGCUGGAGAGGGGCUCGGCGCCCGGCGGGGACCGCAGGCAAUGACUCAGGAUGCAGCCAGGGGCCACGACAUGCACAGAGGACCGCAUCCAGCAUGCUCUGGAGCGCUGCCUGCACGGACUCAGCCUCAGCCGCCGCUCCACUUCCUGGUCAGCUGGGCUGUGUCUGAACUGCUGGAGCCUGCAGGAGCUGGUCAGCAGGGACCCGGGCCACUUCCUCAUCCUCCUUGAGCAGAUCCUACAGAAAACCUGCGAGGUCCAAGAGAAGGGCACCUAUGACCUACUUGCCCCUCUAGCCCUACUGUUCUACUCUACUGUCCUCUGUACACCACACUUCCCACCAGACUCAGAUCUCCUUCUGAAGGCAGCCAGAACCUACCACAGGUUCCUGACCUGGCCUGUUCCUUACUGCAGCAUCUGCCAGGAACUACUCACCUUCAUUGAUGCUGAACUCAAGGCCCCAGGAAUCUCCUACCAGCGACUGGUGAGGGCUGAGCAAGGCCUGUCCAUCAGGAGUCACCGCAGCUCCACUGUCACCGUGCUGUUGCUGAACCCAGUGGAGGUGCAGGCUGAGUUCCUGGCCGUGGCAAACAAGCUGAGCACUCCUGGACACUCACCCCACAGUGCCUACACCACCCUGCUCCUGCAUGCCUUCCAGGCCACCUUUGGAGCACACUGUGAUGUCCCCAGUCUGCACUGCAGGCUGCAAGUCAAGACCCUGGCAGAGCUCGAAAAUAUCUUCGCGGAGACUGCAGAGGCACAGGAGCUGGCAUCUGGCAUCAGGGAUGCCAUGGAGGCCCGGCAGUGGCUCAGGACUAAACUGCAAGCAGUGGGAGAAAAAGCUGGCUUCCUUGGGGUGUUAGACACUGCAAAGCCCGGAAAGCUCCAUAACAUCCCCAUCCCUGUCGCCAGGUGCUACACCUACAGCUGGAACCAGGACAGUUUUGACAUCUUGCAGGAAAUCCUGCUCAAGGAACAGGAGCUGCUCCAGCCAGGGAUUCUGGGGGAUGAUGAAGAGGAGGAGGAAGAGGAGGAGGAGGAAGACUUGGAAACUGAUGGGCAUUGUGCUGAGAGGGAUUCCCUGCUCUCUACAAGCUCUUUGGUGUCCCGCGACUCCACUGUGUCCCUUGCCUCCUCCCAGGCCUCAGGGGCAGACCUCUCCCGCCAGCUGCUGACCUCCUUUGUCUCGGGCCUCUCGGAUGGCGUGGACAGUGGCUACGUGGAGGACAGUGAGGAGAGCUCCUCUGAGUGGCCCAGGAGGCGUGGCAGCCAGGAUUGCCGGGGCCACCGCAGGACUGGGCAAAAGUUCAACAGGAUCUAUAAACUCUUCAAGAGCACCAGCCAGCUGGUACUGCGGAGGGACUCUCGGGUCCUGGAGGGCAGCUCGGACACUGCUCUGCCCCUGCGGCGGGCAGGGAGCCUCUGCAGUCCCUUGGAUGGCCUGGCACCAUCCCCCCCAUCCCGGGCCCAGCGCUCCCUCUCCCUGCCCCAGGCCAAGCUCAGUGCCCAGCUGCCCAGCUGGCUCCUGGCUCCCGCAUUACGCCACCAGCGCCGCCGCCCCUUCCUGAGUGGGGACGAGGACCCCAAGGCCUCCACUCUACGUGUUGUGGUCUUUGGCUCUGAUCGGAUUUCAGGGAAGGUGGCUCGGGCAUAUAGCAACCUUCGGCGGCUGGAGAACAAUCGCCCACUCCUCACACGGUUCUUCAAGCUGCAGUUCUUCUACGUACCUGUGAAGCGAAGCCACGGGGCUGACUCCAGGGCCUGUCCAACCCCUCGGAGUCAGACACCUUCACCCCCCACAGACGCCUCGAGGCACCUCAGCCCUGCAGAGCUGGGCCCAGCCCCAUGGGAGGAGAGCACCAAUGACAUCUCCCACUACCUCGGCAUGCUUGACCCCUGGUAUGAGCGCAAUGUGCUGGGCCUCAUGCACCUGCCCCCUGAAGUCCUGUGCCAGCAGUCCCUGAAGGCUGAAGCCCGGCCCUUGGAGGGCUCCCCUGCCCGGUUGCCCAUCUUGGCUGACAUGCUGCUCUACUAUUGCCGCUUUGCUGCCAGGCCUGUGCUGCUGCAGGUCUAUCAGACAGAGCUGACCUUCAUCACUGGGGAAAAGACGACAGAGAUCUUUAUCCACUCUCUGGAGCUGGGUCACUCUGCUGCCACACGUGCCAUCAAAGCUUCCGGUCCUGGCAGCAAGCGGCUUGGCAUCGAUGGCGACCGAGAGGCCAUUCCUCUAACACUACAGAUUAUUUACAGCAAGGGGGCCAUCAGUGGACGAAGUCGCUGGAGCAACCUGGAAAAGGUCUGUACCUCCGUCAACCUCAACAAGGCCUGCCGGAAGCAAGAGGAACUAGACUCCAGCAUGGAGGCCCUGACGCUAAACCUGACAGAAGUGGUGAAAAGGCAGAACCCCAAAUCCAAGAAGGGCUUUAACCAGAUUAGCAUGUCGCAGAUCAAAGUGGACAAGGUGCAGAUUAUCGGCUCCAACAGCUGCCCCUUUGCUGUGUGCCUGGACCAGGAUGAGAGGAAGAUCUUGCAGAGUGUGGUCAGGUGUGAGGUCUCACCCUGCUACAAGCCGGAGAAGAGUGGCCUCUCACCGCCACCCCAGUGGCCCCCCGACCCACCGACCCAGACUGCACCGGACCUCUGCUCCCUCCUCUGCCUGCCCAUCAUGACUUUCAGUGGAGCCCUGCCCUAGUGUGGGCCUGGUGCAAGACUGGACAGGAAACCCUGGGGCAGCCUCCUCUGAGCCCACCUCCCAGUCACCCACUCUCUGUGAAGAACUGAAUGGCCUGGUGCUGGGUCAGGGUCUUGCUGUGGGCCCUGCAGCAGGCAAGGGCCAGAGGGUAGAUGGCUUCUGGGGCCUCAGAGCUCUAGGAAAGAAACAGUCAUUAGGGAGAGGGGACUAACCCCAUAGCCUCUCAGAUUCUUCACAGUAUAAGGAGAGGGAUGGUGAGUUGAUCUCUGAAGGCCCUCACCACUUGCAUGGUAUAGGAGACUUUCUAGAAGGAAGAUCUGAGGCUCUGGUGCUCUGGGGUAUGGUGCAAGCCUUCUUUCUCAACCUUGGCUAGGCUUACCCCUUACUUAGUCAAAGACUCAGGGAACCCUUUUUGUCUGGAGUUCAGUCCCCCAUACUCUAGGGCUCAGGUGGUAGAAAUGUGGAUGAGACUUCUUUCCUUCGAGUCCACCUCUCUCCCCAACACACACCCA
Carlito syrichta (Philippine tarsier) is the source of this 3299-nucleotide messenger RNA. RefSeq names its product phosphoinositide-3-kinase regulatory subunit 5 (gene PIK3R5). Gene Ontology annotation, biological process: positive regulation of MAP kinase activity; G protein-coupled receptor signaling pathway. Gene Ontology annotation, molecular function: 1-phosphatidylinositol-3-kinase regulator activity. The coding region runs from base 148 to 2787 and encodes 879 amino acids. The transcript is spliced from 19 exons. NCBI's taxonomy places the organism in Eukaryota, Metazoa, Chordata, Mammalia, Primates, Tarsiidae. Gene Ontology annotation, cellular component: phosphatidylinositol 3-kinase complex, class IB. The record is from RefSeq and is a predicted model, not a curated record.